Messenger RNA from Olea europaea var. sylvestris, 792 nucleotides. RefSeq names its product zinc finger MYM-type protein 1-like. The coding region runs from base 1 to 792 and encodes 263 amino acids. NCBI's taxonomy places the organism in Eukaryota, Viridiplantae, Streptophyta, Magnoliopsida, Lamiales, Oleaceae. The transcript is spliced from 2 exons. The record is from RefSeq and is a predicted model, not a curated record.
AUGACUUCACCAACCAUCCAAAAGGAUUUGAUUAAUUGUUGUGCUGUAGAGACGACAAGGGCUAUUAUCAAUGAGAUUGGUGAUUCUUUGUGUUCAAUUUUAGUUGAUGAGGCUCGUGAUAAAUCUAUGAAAGAACAUAUGGCAGUUGUUUUAAGGUUUGUUGAUAAAAGUGGGCGAGUGAAGGAGCAUUUUUUGGGUAUAUCCCAUGUCACUGAUACUUGUGCCCAAUCACUGAAGGAUGCCAUUGAUGUAAUAUUUUCUACACAUGGGAUGAGUAUAUCUAGUCUAAGAGGUCAAGGCUACGAUGGAGCAAGUAAUAUGUCAAGUGAGUUCAAUGGGUUGAAAGCUUUAAUUCUUAGAGAGAACCUACAUGCUAUGUAUGUUCAUUGCUUCGCUCACCAGCUUCAGUUGGCAAUUGUAUAUGUGGCACGUAGGAAUUGUAUGGUUGGUGAUUUUUUGGACGUACUUGCUAUUAUUGUGAAUUUGAAACUUAAUACUGGGGAACUUACUGGUGGAAGUGGUCAAUUUCAAGAAAUGAGUUUGGCACGCCCAGGUGAUACUAGAUGGGGCUCACAUUUAUUGACAGUUACUCAUUUCAUUAAUAUGUUUAAUGCUAUUAUAGAUGUUCUUGAGAAUAUAUCAGAAGAUGGCGUACAUUCAGAUCAAAAAUCUUCGGCCUUAAGACAGACGAACAAUAUGCAAGAUUUUGAGUUUGUGUUCAGUCUUCACUUUAUGUUUGAAAUUCUUGCAAUUACAGACGACCUUUCACAAGCCUUACAGAAAAAGGAUUAG